Branchiostoma belcheri (Belcher's lancelet) is the source of this 1423-nucleotide messenger RNA. RefSeq names its product enoyl-CoA delta isomerase 3-like. The record is from RefSeq and is a predicted model, not a curated record. Gene Ontology annotation, biological process: fatty acid beta-oxidation. Gene Ontology annotation, cellular component: peroxisome. Gene Ontology annotation, molecular function: delta(3)-delta(2)-enoyl-CoA isomerase activity; enoyl-CoA hydratase activity. NCBI's taxonomy places the organism in Eukaryota, Metazoa, Chordata, Leptocardii, Amphioxiformes, Branchiostomatidae. The transcript is spliced from 6 exons. Bases 249 to 983 code for a protein of 244 amino acids.
AUUGUUCCCAUGGGACGAACUUUCUCCUGGUUGGGGACGAAGUUCAAUAGCACUAAAGUGAAGGGUGUUUUUGCAUGCAUGUCUACUGGCUAGCGUAGAAAAAUCGACUGUAAACUAUUAGAAACUAGAAAAAAAUUGACGUCCUCGCUGCAGUGAAAAGGCUGCACAUAGAGUGGAGCGAACAACAAACAAAUCCUCCAGGAAACUUUCUAUUUUCUGCAGUAUACUAUAACGUUGCCGGAGACAACAUGGCCAGUGGUAAGUUCCGUGUGGAGGUGCGUGGGAAGAUAGCUGUAGUAACCACUGACUGUGGAGAGAACCGCUUCAACUUGGACUUUGUUAACAAGUUGAACAAAGCUUUGGAUGAAGUGGAAAGUAAUCCGAAUGUUCAGGCUGUCAUCACCACUGGCAUUGGGAAGUUCUUCAGCAAUGGUUUAGAUGUGAACUGGAUGGGACAGGUGGCAAAGAACAACCAAGUGUCCGAGUUGAUUAAAUUCUUUGAGGGUAUACAUGCACUGAACAGGAGGAUGAUAACAUUCCCAGUUCCUACCAUUGCUGCAAUCAAUGGACACUGUGUGGCACAAGGUGGUUUCUGGGCCCUACACCAUGACUACAGGUUGAUGCGUACAAAGCGCAGCUGGUUUUCCCUGCCUGAAGUUCACCUCAAGCUACCUAUAGGUGAACACAACAUCAAACUGGUCAGGAUGAAGGUAAACGGUGAUGUGGCCCGGGACUCCUUGGUGUUUGGGAAGUGGUACAGUCCAGAGGAGAGUCUUCAGGCAGGUUUUGUUGACCAGCUGGCAGAGCCGGAGGAACUGUUGGAGUCAGCAAUUAAAUUUGCCCACCAGUGUCUGGGGACCCGGGGGUUUGACCGUGGUACACUGAAGGCCAUGAAGGAAAAUGUGUACAAAGAUCUCCUGGAUGUGGAAGACACAAUGCCUGAUUUAAACAGAUACACAAAACUAGCCAAACCCAAACUGUGAAUCCAUUCAAUGCAUUCCUUGUAGUAUGGAUAAGAUGAUUUAUGAUGAUAUAAAUAGUAUCAGUCAAUGUCACUGUGCUUCAAAGAAAUGUUGCAUCAAGGAGGUCAUAGGCAGGUAUGUUGCUUAAAGAUUGAUGCUGGCCAUGGAUGCAGGAUAUAGAAUUUAGGAGGUUUUAAAAAUUCCCUUACACUUAAAUGCAUGUACUUGUGACAUACCAAUGUCACUUACAUUUUACCUAUACAUUUAUGUCAAGUUAUAAUAGAUGCAUCUCUGGUUGCGGAUACUAAAUAAAACAAUUAAGACUGUAAAAUAAUUGAAGGUUGAAAGUGUAAAUCGAUCCUUUGUGAAAACUACUAACAUUAAAAUUGUGAUCAUUUCUGUCAUUAGUCGACCAAUAACUACAAUCGUAGAUAUUGAUACAAGAUAUACAAUAUAUAUAU